AUGCCGGAAAAUGCCAAGCACGGCCCAAGACUCUCCUUUUCUCAAGAUUUUUGCCACUAUGAUUCCAUACCGAUCGAGCAAAGUCCAUUACGAACUCAUUCGGAACCUUCAACCCUCAACUUCGAUUUCUCCAUUCCCGGCGGCGUAAUCUCCGGUGAAUGCUCGUGGUCCGCCGAAGAUUUUUUCUCCGACGGAAAAAUACUCCCCACAGAAAUCAAAAAGGUACCCGAGAAAGAUGGAACCGGUUUGUAUACGAAUCCAAUCGGAGAUACUAAACCGGUUCUGGAAAUCGGAUUAACGGCGACGGGAGCCAUACGCAAUACGGUGCCGUUUCACGUUCCUUCUGAACCGUGUCGUCCCGGACCGGAAACGAAUCCAAUCAGAAAUGCUCAUGAAAUAGAAGAAAUCGAAGAAGAUGAAGAGAGACCCACUGUGAAUCCGUGUUGGGGGAUUAAGAAAAGAAGCGAACGUCUCAAUCCCGAAAUUGGGUUGCCAUUGCUUUCGGAUAACCCGACCGGUUCGAAUUAUAAACAGACAGAAACUAUGAAGCUCGAGGUUUCGUCUCCUUCUUCUUCUUCAAACUGUAGUUCUCAGAAACCGCUAUUGAGUAAGACGAGCCAUGGAGAUUACAGUAACGGCGGCAAUGGAGGAGGGAUUAACGUGAAUUCGUUUCUGGAUGUGUUUCCGGGAGGGAGUUUGUUUGGGUUGGGAUCGAUCAUUGUCGGUAGUGGAAGUGACAAGAACAAGAACAAGAAGAAGAAGAUAUCAGUAUUUUGUCAUUGGUAA
This is a messenger RNA of Brassica rapa (field mustard), 786 nucleotides long. RefSeq lists its product as uncharacterized. NCBI's taxonomy places the organism in Eukaryota, Viridiplantae, Streptophyta, Magnoliopsida, Brassicales, Brassicaceae. The record is from RefSeq and is a predicted model, not a curated record.